Molecule: messenger RNA, 4627 nt
Organism: Tachysurus fulvidraco (yellow catfish)
Lineage: Eukaryota; Metazoa; Chordata; Actinopteri; Siluriformes; Bagridae
Gene: st14a
Product: ST14 transmembrane serine protease matriptase a
Exons: 19
Coding region: 338-2854 (838 amino acids)
Biological process (GO): acrosome reaction; proteolysis
Cellular component (GO): membrane
Molecular function (GO): serine-type endopeptidase activity; protein binding
Source: RefSeq, a predicted model, not a curated record
GACAUGUUCCGUGUGUUUGUGAAUGCGACUCUUUAUUGUUAUGCUCGUUGUAUAUGAAAAGAAAUAGCUCCUGGAUUUAGAAAAUGUACUUUUAGUUAUUCGUUUUUGCGUCGUUGGUUUUUAAUCAAUCAUUUAAAAGACUACGGUUUUAUUUGUUUGGGGUUAUUUAGGUUACUCGGCUCACCUGCCGUCGACAACGAACAGCAAGACAGGUUUGAGGACUGGUUUUACUCAACCUGAAUUGUUCUAAAAAGAAGUGACACCGGAUGUCUAAAGGUACUGACGAAUAGGCGGAAGAAAGAGAAACAUUACAUACAAAUCGGCAGUUCUUAACGUCAUGGACCCGAUGGAUGCAGGAAUGCGUUACACCCCAAAGUCUUCGGACAAGGACUGGGACCAAGGGUUAACAUUUCUUCCAGCAACAGAUUCCAAAAAGCUGGAGAAGAAGAAACAUCCAGGGAAGACUGGUGCCAUUAUUGGCAUAAUCGUCUUUGCUGCUGUUGUGGCUUUGAUGACAGGACUUCUUGUGUGGCAUUUCCACUUUCGGAAGGAUACCAGGGUGAAAAAGAUGUACGCUGGCUCUAUGAACAUCACAAAUCAAGCCUUUUUGGAGGCCUAUGAGAACCCCAAUAGUACAGAGUUUCAGGACCUGGCCAACCAAGUAACAUCCCAAUUAAAAGAACUCUACUCCAGGAUUCCCCAGCUGUCAAAAUAUUAUGUUGGUUCUACGGUGCAAGCUUUCAGUGAAGGCAGUGUAAUAGCAUAUUAUCUGUCAGAGUUCCAUGUUCCAGUGUCACAGGAGGCUACUGUGGAUAACACCAUGACUACUAUGGAUGACACGAUAAAGAAGCAGCGACGUCUAGACUCAUCAGAACAUCUGAAGUUCACUAGAAUAGAUACUUCUGCUAUAGAUUCACAGAUAUUUACAAAGCAGAUGUAUACGUAUGCUGUGCACACAAGGCCUAAUACAGUCAUUGAUAUCAUGUCACCUGGGUUUCCUAACUACCCAUAUCCACAAAAUACGUUUGCGCAGUGGCAAUUACGAGCUGACCCUGGCAACAUCAUCAAGCUGGACUUCACUACUUUCAAUGUGGAGGAAAACUGCAGCAGUGACUUUAUCAAAGUGUAUGACUCACUGUUGGCAAUGGAGGGUCGACUUAUGGCUCAGAAAUGUGGACACUAUUCACCCAAUAACCCACUUGGAUUUAUCUCCUCUGGAAAUGUCAUGCUGUUGACUCUUGUAACCAACGAACUUGGGGACUUUCCUGGUUUUAGAGCACAAUUGACCCAGGUGCCUGUGGAAAGAGCUAGAGUAGCACUGACAUGUGGUGGAACUCUCACAGAAUCGUCUGGAACUUUUACUUCACCAAACUAUCCAAAAUAUUAUCCACCACUCAUGAGGUGUGAAUGGAACAUCCAGGUGCCACCUACAAUGCACGUGAAGCUGACCUUCUCUAAAUUCAUGAUGUCCGUCGGUGGGUCCUGUUCGAAUGAUUAUGUCCAGGUCAAUGAUGAGAAGCUUUGUGGUUCACUACCAUCUUCCACCAUGCGUACCAGCAACUCAAACCAAAUGACUGUGAUUUUCUACUCUGAUGCAUCAAAUGUGGAUCGAGGCUUUAAUGCAAGCUACAAAGCUUUUGAACCAACUAACCCAUGUCCUGAUAAGUUCCUGUGCAACAAUAAGCGCUGUGUCAGUAAUGCCCUGGUCUGUGAUGGUUGGAAUGACUGUGGAGACUCUAGUGAUGAGAGGAAAUGCGAAUGCAAGUCUGACAUGAUCAGAUGUAACAAUGGUCUUUGUAAGCCAAUGUUCUGGAAAUGUGAUGGUGUUGAUGAUUGUGGAGACAGGACCGAUGAACUGAACUGUGGACCUGCCUGUAAAGAAGGACAGUUUACAUGUGGAAAUGGUGUGUGUAUCCCAGUGAAACAAAGGUGUGAUGGGAGAAAUGACUGUAGUGAUAAAUCAGAUGAAGCAGACUGUGGAAGAAGCACUGUAUGUCUGGAAACUAAUUACCAAUGCAAGGAUGGCCAGUGCAUCAUUAAGCAGAACCCAGAGUGUGAUGGAGAGCAGGAUUGUACUGAUGGGUCAGAUGAGAACUGUGGUGUAUGUGGAGUGCAGCCUUUUAAGACCUCACGUAUUGUGGGCGGUCAGGAUGCAACAGAGGGAGAGUGGCCUUGGCAAGUCAGCCUUCAUAUCAAAAACUCUCUGCAUGUGUGUGGAGCAUCAAUCAUCAGUGAGAAAUGGCUAGUCACUGCUGCUCACUGCGUACAAGACGAACCAAAAAUUAGGCUCUCUCAGCCAGAAUCAUGGGAGGUGUAUCUGGGACUUUAUAAGCAAAAUCAGUUGAAUAAAGCAGAAAAGCGUUAUCUAAAAAGGAUCAUUGCUCACCCCAAUUACAAUGAGUACACCUUUGAUUACGAUAUUGCUCUUAUGGAACUGGACACACCUGUCAAUUUCAAGGAAACCAUCCGGCCCAUUUGUUUGCCAUCUUCCUCUUACGUCUUCCCUGUGGGCAAAGCAGUGUGGAUCACUGGCUGGGGUGCCACCAGAGAAGGAGGUUCUGGUGCAUCAUUGCUUCAGAAAGCAGAGGUUCGCAUAAUUAACAGUACAGUAUGUGAUUCAUUGAUGAAUGGGCAGAUCACAUCACGCAUGACUUGUGCUGGAGUCCUAGCAGGAGGGGUGGAUGCCUGUCAGGGAGAUUCCGGGGGUCCUAUGUCUAGCAGUAAUGUAGUUGGACGAGUGUUUCUGGCAGGUGUGGUGAGCUGGGGUGAUGGAUGUGCCCGUAGAAACAAACCUGGAAUUUACACCACUGUCCCAAAAUUCCGUGCCUGGAUAAAAGAGCAAACAGGAGUAUAAUUGCCGAAAGAAAAAGAUGAUGUUGGCUGUUUCAGGAAACAGAGUUACCAGGACUUUAGUGAAGCACGUUGAUCAGAAAAUGGUAUUUAUUUUGUUUAUGUGCCCGAGAGGACAAAUGGAAAAAGAACUAAGAUGUUUAGAAAGCUUUGAUAUUGAGGCUGUCUCUGAAAUUAGGUCAGUGUGAUUAGCCCAUAGCAUUAUGACCCUGUGUCCAUGAAACAGUAUGUUUUAAUCAUCCCUGUCUCCAAAAUGCAUGUAACCAUCUCUUGAUUGAAAUAUUAGUGUAGACAACCGUUUCACAUUUUUUGUGAAGUGAAGUACCAGGCUAUGUCUUAUUGUAAAUAGAUUCAGAUUACGUCCUUUAAAUUUGUUUCUUAAUGAAUUGCUUACUAUUUCAUGCCUGUUUUGUAGAUAUCAACUGUUCGGAGUUAGGAUUAUAUAGCAUAUCUUUUUAACACUCUGGGAUCCCUAAAUACACAAAAUGUAAACUAAAUGUGAAUAAUGAAUUUUCUCAUUCCUGUGUCAUUCUGUUUUUAUCAUCAAUGACUUGUAAUCAGAACAUACUGUCCUAAUGUUUUUUAAAGGUCUACUAAUGAGUGAUUUUGUGAUUUUUAACCCAUUUUACUUUUUUGUGUUUUAAUAUUUGUUUAACUUUUACUUUGUCAUGAAUUUAUUCAGGUUAUAAUCCUAAAUGCUAAAGGUACUGUUUUUGCUGUGUACAAGACACAUGUUUUAAAACAAUUUACUUUAAUAAAUGAUGCUUGUCCUUUUUAAAGUAUUGAAAUAUGAUUUAGAACUUCAAGUCUUGACGCAUGAAUGCAGGCUUUAAUUCUACCCAAAUAGGAGGCACACUUGAUAGUUGAUAUGGGUACAAGUGUGAAUAGGUGGAAAGGAAAGCAUGCAGCCACACCACGCCUUAGUGGACAAAAUGAAAACUGAUCCUGAUCUGGUAUAUGCAAGAACACCAUUAGAGAUCCAGAUCUUGAUCAGAAUUGGUUGAUGUACUAAAAGGCUACAGUAUAUGUAAGCAAUUCAGAUACGUUGUAAUUACAAUAUUAGUGUUCAAUAUCUUGUAGUGUACAUGCGCACUCAUUCUGUGCACUUUCAACGAAGUGAUUUAGUGAAUAUCCAGUAUAUACAGUAAAUGCUAUCAUACAAUAGUCAUCCUUUCUCACCUACCAGGCCACAUAAGUAAAAUGUUUAGCUAUCUGCUUGGCAGCUUAGAGUUGCUAAUGCAGGGGUAGUCUGCUCUUAUUAUGUUUAUUUGUUUGUUUUUUAAAAUAUAUAUAGGUAUGUCAAUUAUCUCUACUGUGGUCACAAACUCCUCUUCUUGUUUAAUAAUUACACUUGAAUGGUAAGAAUCAGUAAAACCACUUAUUGUGUUUAAAAAGCUAAACACAGUCAUCAGGCUAGUACCUGGGUGUUAUGGUACACCUUAUUUUAGUUAUGCACUGAAUUUGAAUUGCUUUAAGUAACAAAAAUAGAUGGUUUUACACUGUGUACAUUUGGAUUUAUAUAUAUCAGGGUUGUCAAAGACUAAAUCGGUCUGGGCCAGAUCAGCAUGUUUGUUUAAAAGUUAAAAACCUUCUUAAGGCCCCAAAAUCCUUACAUUUGUAAUCAGUUUACACCAAUAACCAGCUCUGAAAGUAGAAUAGCAUAUUUCUAGGAAAAAAAAUACAUAUGAAGUGAAACCUAUUUUGUAUAACCUGGAAUAACAUGCAACAGCCACGUGUGCAGUACUAUCUCAAUAAAGCACUAAGUAAUGUGAAUGAA